AUGUGCUCCCUGCUGCUGCGCCAGCCCGCCUACCUACUCGGGUUAUACGCGUUGAUCGCCGGUGGCGUCGCCUUUUGUGCUGUCGUCUAUAUCAUCGAGCGCUUCAUCGUCAGCAUCCCCUAUCCCGAUAAUAUCCCUCUGAUCCGCGAGGCCCCUGGCGCACGGCGAUUCAGUUUGCGCACGAGAUGGGCUUACUACACAGAUUGCAAGGCUCUCUUUAAGGAUGCCUGGGACAAUCAUCUCAAACAAGGGAAGCCAGUCGUUAUCCCCGGGAUGGGUUUUCGCAAGGAGGUUCUGCUGCCGCCCAGCAUGAUCCGAUGGGUGCUGGUGCAACCGGCAAGUCGCCUCAACGUCCCCCACGCGAUGGCCGAGAUGGACCAGGCCAAAUUCACCCUUGGGCAUGACGGCCCUAUUCUCGACAGUUGGCAGGGAUUGCUUGUCAAGACGGAGCUCAACCGUGUGCUCGAGGCCAUUUGCGCUUCGCUCAAUGACGAGCUUGGCCGUGCGUUUGACAAGCACUUUGGCGACGACGAGGAGAACUGGGUUGAGUUCAGACUGAGAGAGACUAUCAGCAGGGCCAUCGCACAAGCCAACAGCCGCUUCACUGUUGGACUGCCAUUGUGUCGCGACCCCGAGUAUCUCAAAACAGUACUAGAUAUCAACGACGGUCUGCUCGCCAACGGAGGCCUCAUCUGUGGCCUGCCUAAUGUCCUCCAACCUCUCCUCGGACCCCUCAUUGGGAUUUCUCUCCAGCAACAUAUCAGCAAGGCCAAGCGCUGGCUCAUACCCCUAUGGAGGGAACGGGUGGCCAUAGCACGCGCCGAUGAGAAGGACGAAGGCAGCACGAAUGCACCUCUAGACCAUGUACAGAUGAUGGUCAAUUUUGCCUUGAAAGAGCGCCCAGAGGAGAUUAAUGACCACGAACUCAUCGUCAGGCGGAUAUGUGCCCAAAACUUCGGCGCCGUCCACCAAACGACUCUGCAGGUCUGCAACCUACUGCUGGAUAUUCUUGGCUCAGAUGUGGAAUACGACACCAUAAACGCGCUGCGUAAGGAGUCUGACGCCAUUCUAGGGACCGAGGACGAUUCGGAUCGGUCCAAGAGCCAAUGGACCAAGGCCCGUGUGAAUAGCCUGAUCCUGGCCGACUCUGUCUCCCGCGAGACGCUUCGUCUACACGCCUUUGCUAACCGGGCGAUGAUGCGUAAGGUGAUGGUCGACGGAGUGACCACCCCCGACGGUUACAAUCUACCCAAAGGCACGCUCGUCUCCUUCCUCUCUUACCCAGUACAUACAGACGAGGAUGUAUACGCGGAUGCGCUCAAGUAUGUGCCAUUCCGGUUUGUCGAGAAGCGUGAUGAGGGUGCGCCAGUCACAUUUGUCACAACGAGCAGCGAGUACCUGCCGUUUGGACAUGGCAAACACGCCUGCCCGGGCAGGUUCCUAGUCGACUUCGAGCUCAAGAUGAUUGUGGCGCAUGUCUUGCGGAAUUACGAUAUCAAGUUUCCUGCCGAGUACGAGGGCAAGAGGCCGCCGAAUGAAUGGAUCACCGAGGCUUCAUUUCCACCGAACGGAGUAAGGAUAUGUGUGAGAAAGAGGAAAAAGGCAUAA
Messenger RNA from Clonostachys byssicola, 1608 nucleotides. The record is from the annotation of a GenBank genome assembly. Lineage: Eukaryota; Fungi; Ascomycota; Sordariomycetes; Hypocreales; Bionectriaceae.